This is a messenger RNA of Tripterygium wilfordii, 1287 nucleotides long. Its product is annotated as protein FAR1-RELATED SEQUENCE 5-like. The transcript is spliced from 4 exons. The coding region runs from base 1 to 1287 and encodes 428 amino acids. The record is from RefSeq and is a predicted model, not a curated record. Lineage: Eukaryota; Viridiplantae; Streptophyta; Magnoliopsida; Celastrales; Celastraceae.
AUGGUAAGCCAAGAAUGCAGACGAUUUAGUCUUCUGAAGGACAUAAAUUUCUCGCAAACAACACCGUAUUUUCUCUACCAAGAUAAGAUACUUCUUGAACUGCGUGGGUUAGAUCCUUUCUAUUUGUAUGAUGUUCUUUAUAAAAGAACGACAGAAGAGAGUGAGAUGCAAAACAAAACUGGUUCUGUUGUAGUUGAUAAUUCAGAAGGUGAGGAUGAGAGCAGAAGAGAUGAAAUGCUACAAACUGAUGAGGUAGUUCAAGAACCACAGGCUGGCAUGGUUUUUAGCACUAUAGAUGAGAUGCUGGAUUUUUAUAGAAAAUAUGGAAAGCAAAAGGGUUUUUCAGUUAAGCGGAGAUCAUUGAAUAAAGAUAAAGAUGGGACAGUGAAAUAUGUCACAUUUACAUGUGGACGAUCAGACAAGUUGAAGAGUCGUUCAAACAAUGUGUUGAAGCCUCGUCCUCACAUGAAGAUUGGUUGCAAUGCAAGGAUGUGUGGUCGGUUAUUUAUUGAUGGAAAAUACAUAGUGAGCCAUUUUGAUGAUGAGCACAAUCAUGGUUUGAGUCCAAGUAAAGCUAGGUUUUUUCGGUGCAAUCGUCAAAUAAGUUUACAUUUUAAGAGGCAACUUGAAAUAAAUGAUAUUGCUGGCAUUAGACCAAACAAAAGCCAUAAUGCACAAGUUAUUGGAGCUGGUGGCCAUGAGAAUCUUCCAUUUCUUGAAAAGGAUACAAGAAACUUAAUCGCCAAAGUGAGACGAUUAAGGCUUGGUGACGGAGAUGCGAAUGCGGUGCAAAGCUAUUUUUUGAGGAUGCAAACACAAAAUGAAGGCUUCUUUUCCAUGAUUGAUUGGGAUGAGCAUGGUCGACUGAAAAAUGUUUUUUGGGCGGAUCCUAGGAGCAGGGCAGCAUGUAGAGAGUUCGGUGAUGUCAUUACGUUUGAUACUACGUACCUUACUAAUAAAUAUGAUAUGCCUUUCGCUCCUUUUAUUGGUGUUAAUCACCAUGGCCAAUCGAUAUUGUUAGGAUGUGGAUUAAUUUCUAGUGAAGACACAGAGACCUUUACAUGGUUGUUUCAGACAUGGCUUGCUUGUAUGUAUGGAUCUGCACCUAUUGGAAUCAUCACUGACCAAGACAGAGCAAUGAAGAACGCAAUUGAAAUUGUUUUUCCAACUUCAAGGCACCGUUUGUGCUUAUGGCAUAUAAUGAAGAAAUUUCCAGAAAAGCUGGGUGCAUACAAUGAAUAUGAUUCAAUUUCUUUACACCUUGUAGCGGCUGUUUAUGACUCAUAA